This is a messenger RNA of Capsicum annuum, 1885 nucleotides long. RefSeq names its product protein MAIN-LIKE 1. The transcript has 6 exons. The record is from RefSeq and is a predicted model, not a curated record. Bases 199 to 1632 code for a protein of 477 amino acids. NCBI's taxonomy places the organism in Eukaryota, Viridiplantae, Streptophyta, Magnoliopsida, Solanales, Solanaceae.
AAGGAGGAAAAAAAAUAUUAGGAGAUCUUUAGGGCUUAGCUUAUGAAUUUGCAUAAGUUGGACCUUUAUUCUUUUAAAAAGCAGCCCACUUGCUCCUCCAUUUUUUUUGAAUUAUAUAAAUAGUGUGCAUUUUUCAUUUUGGCGCCCUUCACUACAGCUUCUCUAACAAGCUUCUACCUUCACUAUUCUUCUUGAGUCAUGACCCGAAGAGGAUCCAUGGUUCAAAACCCGGCCGUCAAAUCAGUUGGGAACUUCAGUACUAGAUUCUCUUUGCCAUCCUUUCUAAAGCGUGUUAGGAAGUUGACUGAUAGUCAAAAGGAUGCCAUAAGUAGGACUGGGUUUGGAAAGUUGCUCCUCAUUCCGACUCAAAUGCUUUCCAAAAACCUACUGGUUGAACUGAUGGAAAGAUGGGAUAUCAAAAAACGUGCUUUUGUACUUCAUCCCGGUGAGAUAACCACAUCUCUGCUGGAUGUUGCACUAAUUUUGGGAUUACGAGUUACAGGAAAUCCUGUUCUUUUACGAGAAGAUACACCUUUCUUAGAUCUAGAAAGAGAAUAUAGUGUUUCCCUGUGGAAUAGAAAAAUCACGGUUGCAUCAUUAGAACAAAGACUCGAUUCCCUCGCUGAGACAACCAAUGAAGAUUUUGUGAGGUCUUUCUUGUUAUACAUGUUUGGAACUUUUCUUUUUCCAAAUACAAAUGGCAAAAUUGAUUCUCGAUAUGUAUAUCUUCUCCGAGACAUGGAUAAAGUGAACAGUUUUGCUUGGGGAGCAGCUGUUCUUGCAGAUGUAUUUCACUGGUUGUACAAGAGAAAGAAGGAAAAAGUACAGUAUGUUGGAGGUUGUCUUAUUUUUCUUCAAAUAUGGUGCUUUGAACACAUUGACAUUGCUCGUCCACGUUUAAUGAGCUCUAAGAUCCCCCGUGUCUGCAAUUGGGAAAGUACUAAAUCUCAUCAUAGACAAUGGUUCACUACCAAAUUCAAAGAACUAGAGACUAAUCAGAUAAUUUGGAACCUUGAACUGACCUCGGAUGAGUCCAAUAGUGACAUAAUCAAAGAGUUGCUGGAAGCAGAAAAGAGAACAUGGCCUGGCAUGAACCCACAAUCUUCAGAGGAUACAUCGUCACAUAUUGACCAUACUGUGAAAAGUGGAUUCCAGUCAAUGGGUCGUUUGAUUGUUGACCUGGAAGCUGUAUCAGAGACUGAAAAUUACAGAGUGGCACAUAGAGUGCAAACUCUUUCUUCUGAUGAAAGUUUGCCUGAAACUGUAUCAAGAUCUUCUGCGUGCCACUAUUUGGGAAAAGAAAAUGAACUCUCAGAGCAUCCACAGAUUUCAGGAGCAGAUGUCGCUAUAGUAAUCAGCAGUGAUGAUGAUUGGGAGGAUGAUCUGCAGAAGAAAAGCCAAACUCUGGAAGAGCAGAUAGUUCAUCUAAAGAACAAAAUUGGUGAGUUGACGAGAGAGAACAAAAUUCUGAAAACCCAACUAUUCUCAAGUCUGAAGUUUGAAGAGCAGAACAAGAAACUAAAGGAUGAAAUUGAAAAUCUACGGCAAGAAAAUGAAGAAUCGUGUGUAUCAACCAACUCUCUCGUGACUCGAUUAGUAAAACUUGUCUUUGAUGAGAUCACGGAUACAUAAAGAUGUAUUUGACAUCUUCAUCAUCAAAGUGAUGUACUGAUCAAAAUGUAAAUACAAGUACAGUUCAUAGGGAUUUCCAGCUUGCGUAUGGCAAUAGAGAUGAGAACUUAAGCGUUGGAUAAAUAAGAAUUUAGUCUAGCUACUGACAGAGAAUUUCAUAUAUUGAUUUUAUAAGCUAUUUAAAUUACCCAUUGUUUGCUGUAUGAAGGGACAAGAGUAGUGAAUGAACCAUUGUGGUUUGUGUAUCGACUAC